AUGGCGAUUUCCCUUCCAGCAGAUGUCAAUGAAGAAGGGGACAUCUCUACGACGAAAGAGGGGAUGGUAGACAGUCAACCAGAAACUCAACCGCCGUAUUCAACGUUUUCCCCCGCCAGAAAAAAGUUCAUUCUAUCAAUAGUUGUCGCAAAGGCCUUCAUUGCUCCAGUUUCUGCGAGUAUCUAUAUGCCUUUGCUUCCUGUCCUGGCAGAGGAUUUGAACGUGUCUGCAACGUUGAUAAACCUAACGGUUACGGUGUUUAUGCUCACGUUCGCAGUGGCGCCCUUAUUUUUCGCGACCCUCUCAGACGCAAGAGGGCGAAAGCCAGUGUAUGUGCUUGGCCUAUUAAUCGGCAUUGGCGCAAACAUUGCCCUAGCAUCCGCACCUGCGCAUUAUGCCUCCUUCAUGACAUUGCGGGUUGCGCAGGCGUUCGGUGGUUCUGCGCUUUACAGCCUUGGAGCCGGUACAGUCGCAGAUAUUUUCGAACCGAAGCAGCGUGGUCGAGCCAUCUCAUAUUACAGUCUUGGACCGCAGUUAGGACCAAUUCUUGGUCCGGUAAUAGGGGGUGCGAUUGCACAGAGAUCAACUUGGCGAUGGACCUUCGGGUUUUUAGCUAUUUUUGGCAGCUUUUGCCUCCUAGUUUCCCUAUUCUUACUUCCGGAGACUCUUAGGUCAAGGGUUGGAAACGGUGCCAUCUACGAUGGAAAGGCUUGGAUUCAGUGGCCAUCGUUCAGCAAGAGGGUCGAGCUCAGGCCUGGAGAGACGGUCCCACGGCGACCAAGUAGACGCAACAUACUCAUAUUCAUGAAACAUCCUAUCAUAAUGCUCUCAUGCAUUAAUGUCUCCAUCCUUUUUGGGAGCUACUAUUGUCUUUCAGUGACCUUCCCCACUGUCCUCCAGGAACGAUAUGGAUUCAACUCUGCAGAAAUUGGAGCGGCUUAUCUCGCACCAGGGCUCAGUAUGACAUGCGGAUCAGUUAUUUGCGGACACUUAAGCGACUGGGCUCACCGGAGGUAUCUUGAGAAUACAAAGGACGAAGACGUAGCACCCGAACGAAGGCUCCACCUUCAAUUUAUAGGCACGGCCCUAUUUCCGAUCGGAGUUCUAUUAUAUGGAUGGCUGGGAAAUUCCGGUAUAGGUGUUCCAGGAGUAAUCGUCUCAAUGGCUAUCUGCGGGUUUGCAUUCUCAUGGACGCUUUCGACCAACACGACAUAUGUAACGCUCGUCCAGCCUGGACAGGCAGCUACUCUGGUCGCAUUGACUUCACUCCUGCGCAAUCCAGCCGCUGCAAUCGGAGCAGCUGUGAUUGAUCCGCUCAUCGGCGUAGAGGGUUUUGGUUGGUGCUUUACCGGACUUGCAAUUGUUGACCUGUCAAGUACAGGAAUUGCGCUUUUAAGCCUGGCAAAAGGACCCUCCUGGAGAAAAGGUUUCGAGAAAAAGCAUGAGCAUUCAAUAUCUCGAUAGAGAACGCUAUCAAAACCCAAAAGUCCUGGUGAAUGGUAGUUAGAUAAAAAGUAGGCCAACAUAUAUCACAUGAAUAUAAGGCUCCUUGGGUACAAACCGGGCAACAAGUGCUCCAGGAGUAUCAUUGGU
This is a messenger RNA of Blastomyces dermatitidis ER-3, 1593 nucleotides long. RefSeq names its product dityrosine transporter A. The transcript is spliced from 5 exons. Gene Ontology annotation, molecular function: amine transmembrane transporter activity. The coding region runs from base 1 to 1464 and encodes 487 amino acids. The record is from RefSeq and is a predicted model, not a curated record. Gene Ontology annotation, biological process: amine transport; transmembrane transport. Lineage: Eukaryota; Fungi; Ascomycota; Eurotiomycetes; Onygenales; Ajellomycetaceae.